UAUGUCGCCCAUUUUAAAUGUGUACGUAAUAUUUUGAUUUCUCUCAAAGCAAGCACCGAUCUCCUCCGGCGAUUCAAGCCACACACCGCCGCGAAGCUAGAAUCAAACUCUAAUACCUACCCACAAACAUGGUUCAACUACACCAUAAUCAAAAAGCUUCAUUCACGAAGGUCGACGGUUUACAAAUUGAUUGGAAACCAUCACCUGUCAUUGCACUAGCCACCAGCGUCGACGGCUUACGUGUUGCCGCUGCUCGCGAAGACGGUUCCCUCGAGCUCUGGCUCGUCUCUCCCGGCUCUGACCGUUGGCAUUGUCAGUUAACCAUUCGUGGUGAUCCUAAUAAAAGAGUUUCUUCGCUUGUUUGGUGUAAUGGUUCCGAUUUUGGUCGUUUGUUUUCUUCUAAUUUGGAUGGCUCUGUUUCUAAGUGGGAUUUUUUUCAUCUCAAACAAACGACAGUGCUAGAGUCAGAUGGCAUCGCAAUCUGGAAAAUGGCUGUUACACUGCCUAAGAUCGGUGUUGUAAAUGCUGAGACAAAGGGUGAUCGUUUGUGGAAUAGACAUGUUGAUUCCUGCGGGUCUGAGAACAGCGAAAGCGAUGAAGAUUCUGACUCACCUGCUACCGUCAUGCAAUCUAUUCUUGGGUUUCCACGUGUAGCAAUUGGUUAUGAUGAUGGGCGUGUGGGAAUUUAUGCCAUCUCUGACGCGGAUGAAUUUAUGCAUUUGAAAUCCUUGCUUCGAGUCAAAGGACGAGUUUUAAGUGUGACUUGGAGUGAAGAUGCUAACUACAUAUAUUCAGGCAGUAGUGACGGGUUAAUACAAAUCUGGGAUGCUAUGUCAGGUCAUGAAGUCGAUUGGACUAAAGUUGGACAGGAACUCUGUAUAUGGUCAUUGUUGUUUUUAAGGUCAGGGACACUUGUUAGUGCUGACAGCAGCGGUAGUGUCCAGUUUCUGGAUAGCAAAAAUCUAUCACUGUUGCAAACACAUUCAUUACACAAGGGAGAUGCAAUUGCUCUUGCAGCAGCCCCCAGUCAUGAUAUGGUGUUCUCUGCUGGUUCUGAUGGCCAGGUCAUUCUUUAUACGAUGUCAAAAUCAUCUAACAAUGUGAAUUCUCCAACAACUAUGAAAUGGAUCCAUGUUAAAAGUGUAAGAGCUCACACUCAUGAUGUCAGGGCCUUGACUGUUGCAGUACCAAUAGUGGAAGAAGCAGAAUUUUUGCCGGUUGAGAGAAUUAAAAGAAUGCGACGUGAAAAAAAACCCAAGGAUUUCAGCUACCAUAAGUGGGCUCAUAUGAAGGGUCCCAUGCUUAUCUCAGCAGGAGAUGACACAAAACUCUUGGCAUACCCUGUGAAAGAAUUCGCUAUUCGUGAUAUAUGUCCUGCACCUCAAGGAACACCUAUUCAACUCGUCCUUAAUACUGCCUUCAAUCAAUCAUCAAUGCUUUUAGUUCAGUCUUCACAUUGGUUAGAUAUUCAUUUGCUACAACUCAGAAAUGUUCAUACAUCUGGACGCCAUGCGAAUCCUAAAAUGCAGAACUUCAAAAUAUAUGCGUCAGCCCGAGUCCAGAGUCGGGCUUCUCGACAGAUAAUUUGCAGCACCAUUUCCAAUUCGGGGGUGCUUGUUGCGUACUCUGAUCAUGAAAAGCCUAGUCUCGUUGAAUUGAAGUGGGAAGUUGGGAAAAUCACAUUAAGUACAAAAAAACUUCCUCAAAGAUUACCAUUUACCCAUUCUAUGAUGUUUACUCAUGACUCCGCUUGGUUAAUAUUAGCUGGGCAUGAUAGAAGAAUAUAUGUUGUGGAUGUGGGCAGCUCAAAACUAGUGCAUACUUUUACACCCCGUCGUGAGUUGCAUGAUGAGGAAUCAUCUCUUACUGAGCCACCCAUAACAAAACUAUAUAGCAGUUCUGACAGGAAGUGGUUGGCAGCUGUGAACUGCUUUGGCGACAUAUACAUAUUUAACUUGGUGAUACUAAGGCAACACUGGUUCAUUUCAAGAUUGGAUGGUGCUUCUGUUACAGCUGGUGGAUUUCCGCCCCAGAACAACAAUGUACUGAUAGUUACUACUUCCUCAAAUAAAGUGUAUGCAUUUGACAUUGAGGCCGAAAAGUUGGGAAAAUGGUCAAAUCGGAACACACAUGUUCUUCCUAUGACAUUCCGGGAAUUUCCUGGUGAAGUUAUUGGGCUUUCAUUCCCUCCCUCGUCAACUUCAUCGUUGUUUGUUGUUUAUAGCUCCAGGGCAAUGUGCUUGAUUGACUUUGGAUUGUCCCUUGAACAAGACGAUAAUGAUGUGCUAGAUAUUCAAGAUCCAACUGUCCAGAAUUUACAGAAUUUUAAUGUUUUACCUUUAGAUAACCCUGUUUUAUUUUUAGCUUACAUGUCAAAAAAUUCCUUCUUUAUGGUAGACAAACCUUGGUUGGAAGUGGUCAAGAGUUUAGAAGCCUCACCGAUCCACAGGCAUGUUUUUGGGUCAUAAGUAAAGAUUGUUCUUAUGUGAGGGGGAUGCAUCGUGAUCAAGAAUUUUAUUAUUGGUCAAAUAGCACACUGGUUAAACUCACACCCCUAAUUGUGGAGAAGGGGGGAAUAUUGGUCAAGAGUUUAGUUUAUUUAAUAUUUCAAAUGUAAGAUAUUUUGUUUAAUAUUUCUAGGUGGCGUCUAAGGUGAACCAUCAAAUAAGUGGUUCAUCGGUGAACCACUUUCAGAUACCGUCAGAUUAAUUUAAAAGGUUUGCAUUUCGUUCAACUGCUGCCUUUUGA
Messenger RNA from Medicago truncatula (barrel medic), 2748 nucleotides. RefSeq names its product WD repeat-containing protein PCN. The record is from RefSeq and is a predicted model, not a curated record. The coding region runs from base 129 to 2468 and encodes 779 amino acids. The transcript is spliced from 10 exons. Gene Ontology annotation, biological process: meristem maintenance; meristem growth. Gene Ontology annotation, molecular function: protein binding. NCBI's taxonomy places the organism in Eukaryota, Viridiplantae, Streptophyta, Magnoliopsida, Fabales, Fabaceae.